AUGGACAUCAGCAGAUUAGCUCCCAGUGUCGUGAUGAUCUUCCGCAGAGCCUCCUGCCCCCAGGGAAGUGCGCGCACAGCCCUGCAAGGAGCCACAGGCCUGAGUGUGCAGCAGGCACCCAAGUUGCUGCAGGUGAGGCAGGACAGCCAGGUGACCUUGGCCUGCCAGGUGGUGCAGGCCCAGGCCUGGGAGCGGCUCCACGUCGAAUGGACCAAGGAUGGUGACAUCUUGUGCCAGACACACAUCAUCAACGGCAGUCUCACCGUGGGUGUCUGUGGGCCUUGGGGCCGGCUCUCUUGGCAGCCGCCUGGCAAUCUCACCCUGCAGCUGGACCACGUGAGCCUCAACGACAGUGGGCUCUACGUGUGCUUGGCGACCCUGGAGAUCCCUGAUUUGGAGGAGGCCCAGGGCAGUGGGACGCAGCUCCUGGUGGAGACAGAUGGCUGGCUACUGAACCGGAGCUUCUCAGGGCUCUCCUUCGCACUGCUGGUGACUGGGGCCGUGGCCGUGGCCGCUUUCGCUCUGGGCGCCUGGAUCUGGGGCCGCCGCCGCUGCCGGAACAGAGACGCAGGGAAUCCACUCUACAGCAAUGCCCUAUACCAGCCCCGGAGGACCCCAAGGAAGAGUGAGGCAUGGCCUGUGUAGGGGAAGGUGCUGGACAUCUCCAGCAAGAAUCAGAAGGGCCAAAGCAUCUAUUCGAUCUCUUUCCCCCGGCCCCCCACCCCCAAGCGGCCUCUGGCUCCCAAAUCUUCCUCCAGCCCCAGGCCCAGUCACCCCAUCUCUGCAGUUGGAGUCCCUCCUGGCCCAGACUCCUCUGGGCAGCCAAGGCCAAGAGGAUUCCUUGAAGUGGGAAGACGAAUCAGAACCCCCAGAGACCCAGAGAGGACCCCCCAGCAGCUAUGUAAAGAUGUGACUUAUUCCAAGAGGAUCACGAAGUCCAGCAGUUCAUCCUGAGACACGCCCCCUCCUCACUUCUAUGAGGCUGGACCUCUCCCUUGCCCACAGAACACCCAAUAAA
Messenger RNA from Eubalaena glacialis (North Atlantic right whale), 1018 nucleotides. RefSeq names its product transmembrane and immunoglobulin domain containing 2 (gene TMIGD2). Gene Ontology annotation, cellular component: B cell receptor complex; external side of plasma membrane. Gene Ontology annotation, biological process: B cell receptor signaling pathway; B cell differentiation. The coding region runs from base 1 to 645 and encodes 214 amino acids. The record is from RefSeq and is a predicted model, not a curated record. Lineage: Eukaryota; Metazoa; Chordata; Mammalia; Artiodactyla; Balaenidae. The transcript has 6 exons.